Messenger RNA from Capsicum annuum, 963 nucleotides. RefSeq names its product germin-like protein subfamily 3 member 2. Gene Ontology annotation, molecular function: manganese ion binding. Lineage: Eukaryota; Viridiplantae; Streptophyta; Magnoliopsida; Solanales; Solanaceae. The record is from RefSeq and is a predicted model, not a curated record. Bases 151 to 789 code for a protein of 212 amino acids. The transcript has a single exon. Gene Ontology annotation, cellular component: cell wall.
AUAUAUAGUUCUCAACAGUAGGACAAUUAUUUGGAAUAGAAUCAUUCACUAGUCUUCAAUUUUCUUUGCUAUUACAUAUUUUGUGUAUCUAGAUUAUAGUUUCUUUUAAAGUGUCCAGCUUUUUCAUUCUUGAAUAUUGAUCCUUAGACAAUGAUUCCAUCUCAAAUGAAAGUUUUUCUAGUUAUUUUUCUUCAAAGUUACAUAGUCCUAGCAUAUGAUCCAGAUCCAGUUCAUGACUAUUGCAUACCAAGGGAAGAAUUCACUUCAAUCUUCCUUUCUUGCAAGAAUUCAUCGCUUGUGACAGUCGAUGAUUUUGUAUAUUCAGGGAUCAAAGAUCCCGGAAACUAUAAGCAUACUGGAUUUUCAUCCAUUCCAGUGAGCUCCACUGUCUUUCCUGGACUAAACACAUUAGGCAUGUCAUUUGUACGCGCUGAUUUUGACAUUGAUGGUGUCAACGUGCCACAUUUUCAUCCGAGAGCAACGGAGACUGCAUUCGUGCUCGAGGGUAGGAUUUAUUCAGGGUUUGUUGAUUCAGGAUCCAGAGUUUUUGCCAAGGUUCUUGAGAAAGGAGAAGUCAUGGUGUUUCCAAAAGGUUUAGUUCACUUCCAGAUGAACGUUGGAGAGUCGCCAGCAACUAUUCUCGGGAGCUUUAACAGCCAAAAUCCUGGAUUAGUGAAAAUCCCAUCUGCUGUUUUUGGAACAGGAAUUAAAGAGGAGCUCUUGAUGAAGGCUUUUGGAUUGAAUGAUAAGGAGAUUGCUAAAUUGAGGAAGAAGUUUGUUCCUCAAUAGCAGGAUAGAUUAUAGGAAAUAUUUGUAGUUUCUGUGUUUCAUCUCUUUACUUCUGUAUUCAGUAAUGCAACUAAAUUAUCUUAGUUCCAAAAAGAUUCUGCAUAGUUCUAAAGGUUGCAACUUGCAACAUAAUCAUACUGAAAAUCAGUAAAAAAAGCGGAAAUUUCAUAAUAA